This is a messenger RNA of Cotesia congregata, 3219 nucleotides long. The record is from the annotation of a GenBank genome assembly. Lineage: Eukaryota; Metazoa; Arthropoda; Insecta; Hymenoptera; Braconidae.
AUGAGCGAAGUCGUAGCCGUGGCAGUGGUGCCUACUGGUGGACAAAAUCGUCAGGAAUGUGUGACACAUAUCAAACGUCACAAAUCAUCAUCUGGCUGCAAUGUUCCUCUUGUCCAUGGCAGGCCAAACCCACCAAUCAACGUACGCAACAGACUGACCACUCAUCAACGAAACCAUAGCUUGGACUUUAGGUCGAUGGGUAUCCUACUUCCUCCGGUACCGCAAGCAACUGUUACAACACUGACGCUGCAUCACAGAAAUCGAAGUCUUGAUUCAGCGCUACAACGUAUUCCAGAAGUAGAUGUAACACCAAGUCCAGAAUGUGAAACAGCACCAGAUUCAGUAAUAAAAGUAUCGAGUCCAUCAUCAAUUAUAAAAUCGCGUAGCCGUGAACGUGAAGACUUAGCGAGUCUUGGUUCGGAUGAUUCGGGUAUACUCUGCGGGUCAGAUAGUGGUUCCAGUGAUGCUGCUACUGCAACAACUCGAGAAUCUAGUGUUGACCAUUUACAUAGUCGUGAAAGCUUAGACUCGUCGUUAUCACAGACCGGUGACAUGGAUUGUGUUGAUGCUGUUGAUGGUGAUGAUACCGGCUCAGUGUCACUGGACGUUAUGGAAUCUCAAUCAAAGGAUAUGCAACAGUGUAUUAAUAUACCAGAAAAAUGCCUUGAUAGUGUAGAACAGCAACAAAAACAACAACAGCAUCAAAAUCAGUAUAUUGUUGCUAAUGAAAAACAGACAUUCGUAAAUAGCGAACGAACUUCGAUGCGAGAACCUCAGAAGAUUAAUGUAAACAGUGAUUACACGAAUGAAUUACGCGAUGAAAAACCAAGCUGUGGUAAUAAUGGUUAUCACAAUACACUUGAAGUUGCAAUGCAAAGUGAAUUGGCUGGUGCUGCGAUGACUUUGUGUUGUGGUGCUACACAACCGGAUGAUGAUACCUCUAAAAAACCACUUGAGAUACGAAGACAAGAAACAGCUCAACCAAAACCUACUGAGAGUUGUCUUCUUAGGUUAUUUGAAAGCCAAAUUUUCGAUAUGUCUAUGGCUAUUUCUUAUCUCUUCAAUUCUAAAGAACCUGGCGUUCAGAGUUAUCUCGGCAACAAGUUAUUUAGCUUCCCAGAUAACGAUGUGGACUUUUAUUUACCACAAUUGAUCUUGAUGUACAUACAAUUACAUGACGUCACAGAGGUUCUUUAUCCGUAUCUCGUUCAUAGAUGUAGGCAAGCCGCAGACUUCUCGUUAAAGUGCGCUUGGCUGUUAGAUGCGUACAGCUCAGAUGCUCAUUUACCAUCUAAAAAGAAGUCUCACGGGACCAAGCUCAAAAAUCUUAUUUUAUCUGACGAAUUGAGAAAAAACAGGCCAAAGGGAAGUGAAAUAACGAGGAAGCAAAAACUUAGCGGAAUACAAGUACCCGCGCCACCACCCUUGCCUACUGCUCAAAUAGUGGCAUCGCCCAAUAAAAAAACCCACCAAAGAUCACAGUCUGAUGCUACGGGUCUUUUUCAAUCGUUACGUCGAAGCCAUUCCGGUGUAGUAAAUAAAGUAAGUCUUGGAGACUUGAGUUCUGGUCGAGCAUUCGACAACGGAUGUACCUGUUUUGAUUCCUGCCAAGGUGUGGUUAAUGACUUACGAGGUCAGAAGACUGAUUGCUUCUGUAAUGCCCCGCGGCUUGCUCCAGAGCUUGAGUUUAUUCAGGCACUGAUAUCAAUUGGUAAAUUGCUUGGAACUAUUCCUACAAAAGAGAGUAAAACCGUUCAACUAGUAGCUGAGUUGAAUACACUCAACUUAAAUUUACCAGCAAGAGUGUGGCUUCCGUUACAUAGUACAAUUCCACAUCAUAUCGUAAGAGUACCACCGCAAUAUGCUGCAGUCCUCAAUAGUAAAGAUAAGGCUCCAUAUAUUAUUUACGUGGAAGUUCUAGAAGUAGAGGAUUUAUAUACCUCACCAGUUCCCACCAAAGUAAUGGGAAGCUCAUUAAGACAUACUAAGUCUGAAGAAAAUUUAACGGGUAAUGAGCAAUCAGACUCAACGAAUAAUUCAAAUGGAGCAGCACAGCAGCAAUCAAUUCGACAAACUCCGAAUAAAAGUAUAAUUAAUAAAAACGGAGAUGGUGCAUUUAAUUAUCUUGAUGAUGACCCUGCAGAUUGUUGGAGCCAAGAGGAUGAUGAAAUUACACAACAGUAUUUACAACUUCGGAAGCCUCGAGACAGAGAUACGAUAUCACAACUGAGUCAAGAUAGUUCAGAUAGCCGUGAACCAGUCUUUGUACCUGGUGAUAUUAAAAGAAGAUUGAGUGAACUUGCCGCGACCCCUAAUGCGACAUUUAAUCACGAUCCAGAGGAUCCAUCGGCAGCCGUACUGAAAGAACCUUGGGAAUUGAAACAACGUCGUAUAAGAUCAUCUAGUCCAUAUGGUCAUUUAGCUUCAUGGCGACUAUUAGCUGUUAUUGUUAAAUGUGGUGAUGAUUUACGACAAGAAUUACUUGCGUCACAAUUAUUGUCAAUGUUACAAAAAAUAUGGCAAGAUGAAGGUUUACCUCUGUGGGUAAGACCAUACAAAAUUUUAUGUUUAUCUAAUGACAGUGGAUUGAUUGAACCAAUUUUAAAUACCGUAUCAUUGCAUCAAAUUAAAAAACACUGUCAAUUAACAUUGUUACAAUAUUUUGAGCGUGAAUUUGGUCCUACUGAUUCCGAGGAAUUUGCUCAAGCUCAAAAUAAUUUCGUCCAAAGUUGUGCGGCUUAUUGUCUUGUUAGUUAUCUUAUUCAAGUUAAAGAUAGACAUAAUGGAAAUAUAUUAUUGCAUAGUGAUGGACAUAUUAUUCAUAUUGAUUUUGGUUUUAUAUUAUCAACAUCACCAAGAAAUUUAGGAUUUGAAACGAGCCCGUUCAAACUAACACCUGAAUUUGUUGAAGUUAUGGGUGGUAGUCAAUCUAAAAUGUUCCACCAUUUUAAAAAUCUUAUUUUACAAGGACUUGUUGCAGCACGAAAACACAUGGAGAAAGUUGUUAAUCUUGUAGAAAUAAUGCUGUCAGGCUCACAACUACCGUGCUUUCGCACUGGCGGUGCAGCAACUGUUCAAGGACUCAAAAAUCGAUUUCACUUAACGUUAACAGAGGAUCAACUACGACAGCAUGUUGAGGACCUCGUUGAAGGCAGCAUUCAUUCGUGGUCAACCAAAUUAUAUGAUCGAUAUCAGUACUUUGCCAACGGUACACUAUAA